Messenger RNA from Talaromyces rugulosus, 1851 nucleotides. RefSeq lists its product as uncharacterized. The coding region runs from base 1 to 1851 and encodes 616 amino acids. NCBI's taxonomy places the organism in Eukaryota, Fungi, Ascomycota, Eurotiomycetes, Eurotiales, Trichocomaceae. The record is from RefSeq and is a predicted model, not a curated record. The transcript has a single exon.
AUGGCACAGCAGCUUCUGAAGCCUCGAGGCUUUGCUGCUCGCUCCCUACCAAGCCGACGGGUCUGUCACACACGUUUUCUCUCCGGGUUUACUCAUGUCGCCGCUGGUGCCAGGAGUGACAGCUACGACGCGGCCAGCUCCACAUUGGCGCCAUCCCAACUAUCGCGGUAUUUACUCGGUCGAGAUCUCGACAAUCAAGGAAACCCGACUGGCACACAGUGUCACGAAGAUGCCGAGUUUUUACUAAGGUUCCAAAACGUUCAAAACAUCAACACUAGAAGGCUACUAUAUCCAGACGGAUCACUCCUUGUCAUACAGCCUCCUGAAGAUUUGCAUAACGUAUCCAAUUUGCAAGACCUUCAAUUGUGGCUUGAAAAACAUGCAGCUUCUGGCUUUGUGGCCCCCAUUGACCGACAUUCUCUGAGAAUUGCUCUUAACAAAUGCGAAAAAUAUCACUCUUCUCAAGAGAUCUUAUCAACGUUAAACGCAUUCGCUCGCAGAUGCAACAAGUCCGGCAUAGCAGCACCCAACAUAAUCCACAUUGAAGGAUUACGAUGCGCUUCACAGAUUAUCCUACCUCCUGCCUUGCUUUACCAUGUCUCGAAAUUAUCAGGGCCGGUGCAAGGAGAUGACGCCGAUAUAAUCAUCAACAGCCUCCUGAAAACAUUACAAACCCUUCGGUUUAACGACUUGGAGUAUGAUAACGAGGUACUUCUAGCUGUAGUGGCAGGUGAAGGUCCCCAAGAGCAACUUUGCCCCGUGGCUUUAUUUGACAAUUUGUUGCUGAACGAUGAAUCUUAUUCUACGGCGAUUGAGCUCUUGCAAUUACUCGGCGCACCGCAGCGCCUAAAAACAAUAUCAGCCUCCCUUCUAGAACGUUUGUCGAAGAGUUCUUCUCCCGGCCUUGCCAAUGAUAUUUAUUCUUGUCUUUCGACGCUUCUCAAAACCGGCGAAGUUGAUCAUGUCCAAGUCUGUCUAAAGCCGCUGUUGCAGAUUAUGAAGAACACCAGCAAUAUCCAUGCUUCCUCGAGUGUAUCGUCGCAGCUAUUGGAUAAUUUAAAAAUUCAUGGCCUAGCCGAUAACUGGGACGUUGAAAGUUUGCUUCGUGCAGCGGAAGGUCAACCAACGAAGGAACAGGAUGGCGACGUGGGAAUUCAAAGCUUACAAAUGGAUGGAGAAACAAUGGAUUUUUCUUCAGUUGAAAGUUUGAUGCUUCAAAUCAACCAAUACGGCAAUUCCCUUUCCACAUCAGAGAUCGGUAUUGUCAUUGAUGCUCUCAGUGACUUCGAAGGCUUUUCUAUACCAUUAUUUACCCAUAGUCUAGAAAGCGGCAUCCAAGAGUUUGCUUGGCUCCCCAAAUGGAUUCCAGUGGCGAGACAAUCUGAGGAUCUCCCGGAUUCUUCUUCCGCAAUAGGCUUGCUUCGUGCUCGGAUAGCAUUUUCGGCUGAUACUCUCGUCACUCCAGAACGCAGUCGAAAUCUCUUUCAACUUGGAUAUCUCGUCCAGCGAGAACUUCUCUCGACGGAUGACAUUAAUUCUACAGGGGAAGUUUACGCAGAAGACUGGGUGCAGACAGGAUAUGUCGUGGCGUUCGAUCGUCUGUCGUCUGAAUUUGUUCUCCUCUUCGUAGGCGAGGAUUCUACCCUCUUCGGGUCUGACCAUCUCUCACCUACCGAUAAAGAUGUAACCGAGACGUUGCAGCAGCAUCCACUGAUCGGCUCUCUAUCGACUCUGACCAUGCCGAGCAGUCCGCAAGACUUCCACAGAGACAUCGAACAUGCCACUUUCCCUGUGGAGAAUGCCGGGUCUCGAUAUAUCUUUGAUAUUGACCCCAAGCUUCUUACAUAUUGA